Molecule: messenger RNA, 5609 nt
Organism: Anoplopoma fimbria (sablefish)
Lineage: Eukaryota; Metazoa; Chordata; Actinopteri; Perciformes; Anoplopomatidae
Gene: ttc13
Product: tetratricopeptide repeat domain 13
Exons: 23
Coding region: 50-2530 (826 amino acids)
Molecular function (GO): protein binding
Source: RefSeq, a predicted model, not a curated record
CGAACUGCAGCAGCUUCCGCUUUCUCUGGCGUCACACAUGUAGCGCAACAUGGCCCCUGUCAGCCGGGCUGUUGUUGUGGUCGCGCUCUCCCUGCUCAACCUCAGCCGGACAAUCUUUUCCUCCGAGUAUUUCUCCACGCUCACUCUGUUCAACAAUGAGCUCCACAAGCAGGGAUGCAGCUCGCUGUCCGAGUGGGAAGAGUACGCGGCUGACUGCGAGUCCUCCAUUUUACAGUUGGAAGACCCAGACUGUGAGGAGGGAAGCAACCCGCCCUGCGAGUCAGUCUUCUCACUUAAUGCAGAGAAGAUCCUGAACCAGGCUAAGUUGUUUAUAGAACAGAAAAAAAUCCCCUUCCCUGUAGAUAACCACAACACAAACGAAGAACUUGCUAUAGGCUACGUUCUGAUAGGCAACGGCCUUUAUGAUGAAGCCAUCAAACACUUCUCACUCUUAUUACAGGGCGACCCAGAGCUGGUCAGUGCCAUCUAUGGGAGAGGGAUAGCUUAUGGGAAGAAAAGUCUACAGGACAUAAAGAAUGCUGACUUGGCUUUGUACGAGCUCAACAGGGUCAUCACCCUGGAGCCUAACUGGCCAGAGGUCUACGAGCAGAGAGCAGAGAUCCUGUCUCCUCUGGGUCGUAUCAGUGAGGCUUUGAGUGAUCUGACCAAAGCCAUCCAGCUGCAGCCCUCAGCCCGUCUCUACAGACACAGAGGAACACUGCUCUUCAUUUCCGAGGACUAUGUGGCAGCUAUGGAAGACUUCCAGCAGUCUUUAGAGCUGAAGAAGAACCAGCCUAUCGCCAUGCUGUAUAAAGGCCUCACCUUCUUCCACAGAGGAAUGCUCAAGGAAGCCAUAGAGACAUUCAAAGAGGCGCUGAAGUUGAAGUCUGACUUCAUAGAUGCGUAUAAGAGCCUCGGACAGGCCUACAGAGAGCUGGGUGAUUUUGAGUCAGCGAUGGAGAGCUUCCAGAAAGCCCUCAUGUUGAACCAGAACCACAUCCAGUCUCUCCAGCUCCGAGGCAUGAUGCUGUACCAUCACGGCUCGCUGCAGGAGGCCAUAGGCAACUUCAAGAGAUGCCUUCAGUUGGAACCCUACAACGAGGUGUGUCAGUACAUGAAGGGGUUGAGUCACGUGGCCAUGGGACAGUUCUACGAGGGCAUCAAAGCUCAGACUAAAGUCAUGCUGAACGACCCUCUGCUGGGGCAGAAGGCCAGCUCUGAAUACCUCAAAGUUAAAUACCUCAGAGAGUACUCUCGCUACCUGCAUUCCCACCUUGACAUCCCAGUAGCAGAGUACAAUGUGGACCAGGACUUACCAGGGAACUUUAAGAACCACUGGGCUAAGAACCUGCCUUUUCUAAUAGAAGACUAUGAAGAACAGCCCGGCCUGCAGCCUCACAUCAAGGACGUGCUGCCACAGAACUUUGACAGCUACAGCAGUGAAGUUCAGAAGUUGAUCUGCUCAGCCGACCACCUGGGGGCGCUAAUGCAGUAUGACACUCCUGGUUUCUUACCCAACAGGAGAAUACACAGAGCCAUGGGUUUAGCAACCCUGGAGGUGAUGCAGGCCAUGCAUCGAACAUGGAGCAACUCCAAAGUGCGAGUCAACGGCAAGACCAGGCAAAUGCAGUGGAGAGACAUGUUCGACAUAGCUGUCAAAUGGAGGAGGAUCGCGGAUCCAGACCAGCCAGUUCUGUGGUUAGACCAGAUGCCCGCCAGGAGUCUUAGUCGAGGCUUCAACAAUCACAUCAAUCUCAUCAGGGGACAGAUUAUCAACAUCAGGUACCUGGCGUACUUUGACAACAUCCUCGACUUUAUCAAAGACAGAAUACUGGUGUACCACGGGGCAUACAACCCCAGAGGACUCUUAGAGGUCCGUCAGGCUCUUGAAAAUGUGAAUAAAGUAGAAGAUCUGCUUCCUAUAAUGAAGCAGUUCAAUAGUAAAACCAGAGAUGGCUUCACGGUCAACUCCAAGGUGCCGAGCAUGAAGGAUCCUGGGAAAGAGUAUGACGGUUUUACCAUCACGAUUACUGGAGACAGGGUGGGCAACAUGUUAUUCUCGGUAGAGACUCAGACGACAGAAGAGCGGACGCAGCAGUACCAGUCAGAGAUAGAGUCCAUCUACAAAGACCUCACCGCCAAAGGGAAGGCAUUAAUGCUGUCCACUGAGCUGGGGGAUGCAGAUGCCGUGUGUAACCUGAUCCUCUCCUUGGUUUAUUACUUCUGCAACCUCAUGCCUCUCUCCAGAGGAUCCAGCGUGGUGGCCUACUCAGUUGUGAUGGGUGCGCUGAUGGCCAGUGGGAAAGAGGUCAUCGGCAGGAUCCCGAAAGGAAAGCUGGUGGAUUUUGAGUCCAUGACCACACCCAGUCCAGACAGCUUCAGUAAAACAGCAAAGAACUGGAUGAACCUCAAGAGUUUACCCAGUUGGUACCAGAGUCUCCCGUCCGUAGCGGAGACCUUCCCGUCAACCAGAACGAUGAUCGAGGUUCUAAACACAGACUCGUCUUCGCACUGUCCAAAGAAGUCCUAACACAACUUCAACACGGGGAGAGAAGUCUGUUUAACUCUUAAGUCUUAAUAAAUAAAGCUUCUACACUGGGCAGAACAAAGGGACCGAUGUCUUCUGCACCCCAAACCAAACUGGAUUGAGUUCUGCAAAAGCGUCUUGGCUUUAAUAAUAAUUGUUUAACUUUUAAAUUGGAUAGAACUGAGGUGAUACUGAUCACUGCUACAAUUUAACCUGAUUUGGUAUCAAAUGAACCCUCCAAGUCCUGCUCUGUUCUCUGUCCUCUGUCACACAUGGCUCUUAACUCUUCAUUUCUAAAAGUUAUAAUUCUUACACCACCUAUACUGGAUGCUUGUUAAUGCAGUGCAGGCCAACGUUGUCACAAAACCUGAAGUUUGACUUUGCUAGCAGUAUUAUAAUUACUAUGAAACAAUUAAUUGCCUCUACUUAAGCACCAAAACAAACGACAAACAAAGCAACAGUCACUCCUGGUGUUAAAGGUGUAGUUCGGAAAUUGCAUGAGGUACUUUUCCAUAGUCGGUGUAUUAGCAGCAGUGUGCUGCUGUGGAUGAAGGCAGCAGCAAAACAUAUGUUAGACACCAAAAAAUCAGUUUAUGUGUAAGCUGUAUUUAGAAAUUUUCACAGCUUUACCUUGCAGUCAGACAGUCCUUUUAUGAUUUUUAUUUAAUAGAAUUUCACUUCACGGAACACAUUUAGUCAUUUUCAUAAAGUCAAAUAUAGAUUCUGACUUUUGUAAAAAUACAGAUUUCUUUUUUUUUUUCUAGUGCAACACUUCCUUCCACACUCCAGCUGUUUGGAGAAGAUGACAGAGAACAAUUGUAUGACAGUUUGGGAUGCAGAAGAGACUCUGUCCACCCUCUCUUUUUCUCUGCUUUAUAGGCAUCACCACACCUGAAACACCCAAAGCACACAGUCCUCAAUGACAUGAGCCGUCAGCAGAAACGAUCCUAUGUUGCAUAGUCAUGGUUCAAUCUUUAGCUUUAGAUACCUGGAACUUUAACUUAGAUGUUAAUUUGUUAUCUGGUAUCUAAAACCAUUUUUGUUUAGUAUUCAAGUUUGUAAUUGGCUAAGUUUAAAACUUAUUUUUUAACCACUCCUACACACACACACACACACACACACACACACACACACACACACACACACACACACACACACACACACACACACAUAUACACAUAGUCCCGCCUAUCAGCAGAGAAAGAGUCUUGGGAAAUUUAGAAAACCUUCAGGGCUAUUGAAUUCCACUCUGGAUAAUAUAUAUUACCGGGUAUAUUGAACCCUGCUCUCGUUUAAUGUGACCAAUAAAGGGUUGUUUUUAAGAAGGGUUGGCUGCUGAACUAGUAUGAAAGCAACAGUCAGAGAUUUUUCAGAGAGCCACUUGUUGCUUUUUGUGAGGUAAAGUUCUCAAAGAUUUGUCAGUUAAAUGAUUAUUUGAUCAACAGAAAGCGGUUAUAGAAAAAGUUUGAUUAUUUCAGUGAGUGAUCAAGCACAAAUAUCAAACGCGUUGUGUUUGUCCUGAGUUUCAUGUCAUUAUAAAUUGAAUACAUUUGGGACAAAAAAAAAAAUAUAAAGUAUUUAUUUCGGUAGAAUUGACGACUCCUAAGUUCAUGAAAAGAGAUAAAAGAAGCAACAGAUAACCUUUUUUCUGAUAUUGAAUGGAAUACUUUAUACUAAUUGAAUAAUUAAUUUGUAAUUAAAAUGAAAAGUUACAUGUCCUUCAUGUCCUAAUCUAGCUCUGGAUUUUGGCAGAGAGACUCUAAAAAUAAGUAUAAUAAGCUGCAUUCGAUAACAUGUCUCAUAUCAAAGUGAAUAAAAAAGUAAAGGCAGUCUGAUCUUUAUAGUGGGAUCUGUAAAUAGUACCUUUUUUCAUUUUAAAGUAAGUCAAAUUCCAAAUGUGAGCAAAUAUAUAAAAUAAAGACUCCUGAAUGAUCUCUGACAUCUCUGACUGUUGUAUCUUGUAGAGGAUUCAUUAUAGAUGGGGGUAGAAGCACACCACAUACUGUUAUCAUCUUCAUGUCAUUCCUUCAGCCUGCAUCAGAUGCCUUCUGUGUCUCACACACGUUUCUGGAUUUUCUUUGGAUUAAUUAGCCGGUGAGAGCUGUUCUUACCUGUUCUCGCUUGGGAGAAAAGAGCUCAUGUACCUCAGAAUGAAUUGAUUUUGCAUGGCCACAUUUCUGUCUUGUCAAGUUUGCAGAUUUCUGCAGAAAACCUGGUCAGAAAAAAAAUAUGGAAAAAAGGUUUUCAAAAUCCUCUGAAAGGCAUUUAAUUGGCAGUAAAUUUGAAAGUGUUGUUGUGUUUAUGACUUGUGUGGUUUUCUGUUGGGUAUUCUCUGAGGUGAAAGUAUAAAAAGUGUCUGUUGACAAGAUCGACAUUUCUGGCUACACAAAAUUAAAGACUCGUUCACUAAGGAAUAAUUUGAACGCUCACACACAAAUCAUAAAAACUGUUUUUUUUUUUGUAAUUCAAGAUAAAAUUAGGAAAACCUGCAAUGGAGAUUAUUGGAUAAAUAUGAAUGGAAUGUAAUGUUUACAACCUUAUGAAAAUACUUGAGUGGUUUAGAGUCUAUAUUAGCCUGUUUUUUUUUAACUCAUCAAUGUUGGUUUUAGCACAAGGACGAAACCAGCUAAGCAGGUAAUUCACCUGGGAUGAUCUGAACAAAUCUUUGUGAAAAAAUUUCAGCCGUUUUAUUUUCUCUUCAUUUGCAAUUUUGAUAAAUAAUUGGCCUUGAAUGCUAAGGUAUCGUCACUGAUAGUUAUCUCAAUGCUGCAGUAGUUUUUAAUUGAAUGUCCAGUUUCUUAAGUUUGUCAUUUAAUUAAAUCCACAAAGUAAGAACAAAUUGACCCGUUCGAUGGCAUAUCUGAUUUAUUUCCUGCAUUACUGACAGUCUGCUUUCUGUCACUUUUUCUUGUUCAUAUCAGUGAUUGUGCCGACUGGCUGUCAUUUCUUCUUCUUUUUUUUUUUUGCACUGGGUGACCCAGUCAUUAAGUGCUAUGGUGGGCUCUUAAAGCUUAAAACUUGAAGGAGUGAUUUUUGUUUUUAUUAUUGAAUGAGUGAAUGAAUGUUCAGCAGUCAAUAAAAC